AGUCUGUUUAUGGAUGGUGACAUGAAUGGAACGUAUAUAUAUAUGAGUGGUCUGGUGGAAGUGGAGCGAUAUAGAUUUCUGUAUUUUGUGAGUAUUUUGACAGUAUAUGUUCUUAUUAUAUGUUUUAAUGCUACAAUUGUGUAUCUGAUUUACAUUCACAAAAGCCUCCAUGAACCCAUGUUCAUGUUCAUCGCUGCUCUGUUAGUCAACUCUGUUCUUUUCAGCAGUGUUAUUUACCCAAAGCUUCUGCUCGAUGUUCUGUCUGAGAAACAGAUGAUAAGUUUUUCAAGCUGCCUCUGUCAGUUUCAGUUUUUUUACUCGUUAGGUGGUUCGGAGUUUCUUCUGUUAACAUCCAUGGCUUAUGACAGAUAUGUGUCCAUAUGCAAGCCUCUGCAAUAUCCCACAAUCAUGACAAAAACCGCCGUCAGUAGUCUCCUGGUGGCAGCCUGGGUCCUGCCUGCCUGCCAGGUUGCAUCGGUUUCUGGACUCAGUGCUAAUAGAAAACUAUGUAGGUUCACUUUAAAAGGACUUUAUUGUAGCAAUACUUUGUACAAAUUACAAUGUAGUAUCUCAAAAGUACAAUUUAUACACGAUUAUUUCAUUUUGUUCAACAUUGCCUUCCUCCCACUGCUUUUCAUCUUCUUCUCUUAUGUUAGGAUCCUCCUGAUAACCUUUCAAAGCAGCAGAGAAGUCAAGACGAAAGCUGCACAGACUUGUUUGCCACACAUAGUUGUUUUAAUUAACUUCUCCUGUUUGUGUGCAUUCGAUAUCAUUGCAAUUCAGCUAGAGGAACAUAUUCCAAGAACUGCACGUCUGAUAAUAAAUUUACAGAUUGUGUUGUAUCCCCCUCUGUUUAAUCCGAUCAUUUAUGGGCUGAAAAUGAAAGAAAUAUCUAAACAUCUUCACAGGUUGUUUCUUCCUCAAAAAGUGAUGUGA
This is a messenger RNA of Salarias fasciatus (jewelled blenny), 936 nucleotides long. Its product is annotated as olfactory receptor 6N2-like. The transcript has 2 exons. The record is from RefSeq and is a predicted model, not a curated record. Gene Ontology annotation, biological process: G protein-coupled receptor signaling pathway; detection of chemical stimulus involved in sensory perception of smell. Gene Ontology annotation, cellular component: membrane. Gene Ontology annotation, molecular function: olfactory receptor activity; odorant binding; G protein-coupled receptor activity. The coding region runs from base 10 to 936 and encodes 308 amino acids. NCBI's taxonomy places the organism in Eukaryota, Metazoa, Chordata, Actinopteri, Blenniiformes, Blenniidae.